CGAACACAAAAAACCAAUAUAAAAAGACAUGAGACAGCGCACCAUCGCACGCAAACGAGUCGAGUCCAUCCCUGCCUCUCAGUGGGGAGUCACGAAGGAACAGUUUCAAGAAUUCAUUGCCAUUGUACGGAGACACCAAGAGCUGGGUUUGAUUCAAAAUGUAGAUCCCAGGUCCGACAAGAACGCAAACGAUGACGACGACGAAGAUACAACUGUCGAAAUAGCUCGCAGCACGGAAAGAGAAACUACGCAUAGCGGGGACAGAAUAAUGGAGAGAAGUGACAGCCGUCGGGCGUGUGAUCUGGCGUCUGAGCUAUGUUGUCUUGCGGUGGACUUUGCUGUGAUGCUGCCUGUGUGUUGCUUUUGGGGUGCCCUGUGUUUAGGCUUGACUCGCUGUGGCAGAGACCCCAUCUGUACCGGAUGCAACGGCAAGUACAAGCUUUAUUGGAGCGAUGUCUUUUGUCCCACUCCUCGGAAAACAACAACGAAGACGAAGAAAACCAAGCGACAGCCAAGAUUGCACCAACAAACCACCGUAACCAUCCAAAGCGAAGCCUGUAGAAUCAGCACUCGGCAGAACUCGUCCUAUUACAGCAACGAAAAGUUUAGAGAUCCCAACAUUGGCCCUAAUAUCCAUCAAGUCAACGCACAAAUCAUCAAGCCGCUCACCAAGGGGUCCUCCCGGCAGGCCCUCCACCCCACAAAGUCUGAAUUUGCCUGGAGUAAACUGGCUGGUGGCGGUGCCGUCAAAAAGACGAGUUGGGCUCUCAUGAAGAACCCCAAUGGUUCGCCCCCUGUCCAGCUGUUUGUGUCUCAUGCCUGGGACGCAGGAAUCUAUGAGAUGGCAAAUCAUCUCUUGGCGGUGUGGCCAGAUGACUGCGAGGCAGCCUAUAUUUGCUUCCUCUCCAAUCCACAAAACUUGGACAUGAGUGAUACUAUUGCGGGUACCAGCAGAUUUGGUCUGGAACGAAGUCCCUUUGCCAUGGCAAUGAAGAAUCCAAACACGAGGCAAUUUGUCAUGUUGGCUACCCAAAACACACCCAUUCAUACCCGACUUUGGUGUUGUUUUGAAGCCUUGCUGGCACUCAAAUUUCAGAUACCAAUCACCAUUUGUGGAGAUGAAACGUACUUGCGCACUGUACAACGACAAGAUGCUGAUUUGCAGAAGCGGCAAAUGGAAGCUUAUCAAAAACGACAAUCACAGCUCAAGAUCCGCCUCCAAGAGGCGACUUCUGGCAUGGAUGAUGCCAAAGCACACGUUCUGACCAUCUUGGGAAUCGUGGCGUGCGGGGUUUACCAUGCGUUGGGGCUUUCGCUGUGGGCUCCUGUGGGUCUAGUCAUGUCAUUGACGGUGGCGGGGCCCCUUGCGGCAGUGAUGGCCACUAUUGUGGUAAUGUUCCAUGCGUCAGCUACAUGUGCAUCAUCGUCAUCCAGUUCGUUCCUUGACAGGCUCAAAUACAUUGGCAAGGCUGUCUUGGCCAUCUUUGCCAGUUUUAUUCUGGUCCCAGCGGGGCUGUUGCUGGGCUCCAUCACGUUGGAAUUUUUUGGCAACAUCAGCAGAAACAAUGCCGUUUGGAGUGACACGGCCAUGGGGUUGGUCGCGAUGUUUGUCUUGUCCUGCGCCGUGGUAAACUUGUGGCUGAAGUUUGACCGAGCCUGCGACAGCUGGAGUCAAAAAGCCAUUCUGGAACAAGGUGCACGACAAGAGGAGAGCACUCAGAUACGGGUAGCCGAAGAGAGGGCACUUGAUGAAAUUCGCCACUUCGCGGUGGAUGUUACUCAAGCCGGGGCAUCCAACAGGAACGAUCAAACUGCUUUACUCGCGGCGAUUGGUGCAGAUGCGAAAAACGUGAAUGACAGAUUGACCGCUUUGAUUCGAGGAAAUCGAAUCAGAAGACAGGAUUAAUAAUGCUGAUUCCGAGGCCUCCCAGGUCGUCUCCAGCACACAAAGACAACACAAUUCCCGUGUCCUCCUCGGCCGUCAGGAGCGAGAGCAUAGAAAGUAAGCAAUAGACAUAAACCGGGGCCUUGCCCUCGAAUCCCAGCUCGUCAUUUUCAU
Molecule: messenger RNA, 2059 nt
Organism: Seminavis robusta
Lineage: Eukaryota; Bacillariophyta; Bacillariophyceae; Naviculales; Naviculaceae
Source: the annotation of a GenBank genome assembly